Messenger RNA from Lactuca virosa, 558 nucleotides. Lineage: Eukaryota; Viridiplantae; Streptophyta; Magnoliopsida; Asterales; Asteraceae. The record is from the annotation of a GenBank genome assembly.
AUGGAACAACUCCAUACUUCCAACGUACUAACACGUAAAUGGUACUUCUGUUUCCUCUUGAUCUCUAUAUUUUCGAAAGUCGAACCGUCAACCACACCAGACGCAAAUUUACUAUGCAUUAGUGAGUGUGGCACGUGUCCUGUCAUAUGUUCUCCACCACCUUCACCACCUGCCCAGUCAAAGCCACCGUCGCUGCCCAUUGAGUCAAAGCCGCCACCAUCACCAUCAACCGACGACUCAGAGCCACCACCAUAUCUGACUCCCAUAUAUCAUUCAACUCCACCACCACGACCACAGCCUACGCCUUCAUCUCCUCCACGCACUAAGUCAUGUCCACCACCGUCGUACAUCACAAUGGGUACCAAUGCACCUCCACCUCCGCCUCCCCCCAAAGUGGUGGUUGUUCCUUCGACUCAGGUUCCGGCUGUCGAACCAAAGAACAAUCCAUAUCCGUAUUACUACUUCUACACCUCGAAGGGUGUUACUUUUUCUGUUGAUUUUACGGGUUUUGUUAUUGUGUUCUUGUCCUUUCAUGUCAUCUUUCUUUUGCUCGGGUGA